UGGAUUAUUUGUUAUGAAGUUCAGCUGGCAUGGAGGUGGUUCAUUCUGCCCCCGAGACCUUCUCCAGGAGCGUAAAGAAGAAAAACCUGCUUCCCCUCAGCCAGCUUCUGGAGGACACCAAAAAGAGUGGAAAUAUUCCCCAUCAUCUUCUGGAAACUAGGGUGUUUGCCAAACUGAAGAGCAACGGUGUAGUCCAUGCCGAACCAUUAGAAGUGCAUUUCAGUGGCUUUGAAGUAGGAAAGGAUUACAGGAAGAAUCUGAAACUUGUCAAUGUCUCUUCUGAGGUGCUCAGUGUCCACAUUAUACCCCCUUUGACAAAGCAUUUCCAAAUUAAGUACAUCAAAAAGUGCAGACUGGUUCCGGGUCUGGCUUACACUGUUACAGUGCAUUUCCAGCCAGAUGAGUGGCGUUACUUUUCUGAUAACAUCAGGAUUCACUGCAAGGAUGAGGAGAACUUACUUGUUCCUGUUCAUGCAUAUCCUGUUAUCAAUGAUCUUCACAUCCCAUCUCACAUUAGUCUUCCCCCAGUGCCACUUGGGCAGAGUGCCAGUCAUGUGAUUCCACUUAGCUGCAGUUGCCCAAUAGACUUCGAGUUUCAAGUGUACUGCCUUCAGCCCCAUAAGGCCUUCACUGUAAAACCACUCUCAGGGAUUAUUCCAGCAAAUGGAAAGACUGCGUUAAAAGUGACAUUUACACCUCUGCGAUACGGUACAGCUGAUAUCACAUUGCAGCUGGUCAUUUCUCAGUUCAACUCUAAACCUGUCAUCUUCACCGUGACUGGUUCUUCAUCUCCAUACCUUCUGCUCAGUAAACCUGAUGGAAGUUUCGAGGAUGACGAUCAUUUUGGUGAAGAGCGGAAGACGUCUGAUGGAAAAUCUCCAGCUGUUACAUCCCAUCAUAAGCUUAAAACGGCUCCAUCCUUGGAGAAGGGCAGCAAGAAGAAGACCAAACCCGAUCCUCAACUGCAGGUUUCCACCACAGAUAUCACCACUCAUGCAGGACUGGUUAAAAUGCUUCUCCAGCCUCAAGACAAAAUGAGAUACAAGGACCUCCGGGAGGCCAUGUCUUAUACCAAGGUUGCAGACCAGACAAGAGAGAUGAAAGAAGCUGCAUUUUUAAAGAAGGUCCGACAAAAAGAGCAGAAAGCCAAACAUAUCUGCUGGCAAGUUGAUCUGGGUGAUGACCCAUGUUCAACAGAACAGAAACUAAAAAUUUUGAAGGAGCAAGACGAGGCUCUUGCUGCAUACAAACUAAAAUACAGCGGUGAGUCAGUGGCCUCUUCAAGAUCUUCAACUAAACUUUCCUCACGGCGAGUUUUGCAACAUGUUGGACAGCUCCCAGAAUGCACUGCUGUUUUCAGCAGCUAUGGCACUGGCCGGCUGGAGGUCAGACAGAGAGCGCUCAGAAUCUUCCAGCAGGCUUCUCGAAAGGUUGUUCUUCAAUGUCGUAUGAACAAGAGACUGGUGUCACUAAGAGAGCUUGUUCGCAAAACCAGGACUCUGCAGGGAGACAAAGAAUCGGAUGGGGAUGAGAAGCCAUGUCUUUUUACGAUGACACCAGAAAAACUUCUGCCCUUCACCUUCAACACAUUUACACCUGAUGACGAACCUGAUGAACUUGCUGUGAAUGCAUUGGGGCAUGUUCCUGUCAGAAUGCCUGAAGCGGAUAUGAAACUCACGAUUCCAUUAUUCAGUCUAAAGGUCCCCCAGCGUUACAAACUGAUGGGUUAUCAGCCGCUGUCUGUCUAUGAUGCAGCAGCAACAUUCAUUCCUGCUGACCUGAGUAGGACAUUACGCACCGGAGCACAGGAUGAGUUGUUGCCUGUGGUGACUUGUACAGCUGUAGAUCUCAGUGAAGAUGAGGAAGAUAAGGAACAAGAGGAAGAUGAUGAAUCGGAUCAGGAUUUAGGUCCCAUACUUAGUUUCAGUGCACCUGAAGGACUCCUCAGACCACCCAACUCCCACCCUCUCCGGAUCUUUAAUCCUGCACCGCAUGUUUAUGCCUUCAAAACAGCUCCACUUUACUUGGAGUGUGACCUGAGCUUUCAUUUGUGUCCACUGCCACGAUACACCGUCCCUAAAGGCGAUGUUGUGGGUGUGCAUCUCCCUCCGACACAGAAGAAAUUUCUAGAUAGAAAGGAUAUAAUCAAAGGGAUUAUGACAUGGAAGAAGUUUCCCUCUGUGGCCUUGAGCACUUUAUCCAAUAUUUCGACUAUAAGAAACGACUGUGCCCCACACAUGUCUGACCCCUUCGGUAUCGUCCUGCUUCCUGUGGAGGCUCCUCCAGCUUUUCAGAAUCUGCCCGACAACAUCAGAGAUGAGAUUCAAGCUGGAGCGUCCGAGAGCUCAGAUCUUCGUCUUACUCCUGAGAUGGUUGAGGCAGAGUUCGGCCUUUCUGAGAGAUCUUCAGCUACAUCUAUUAAAGAGGAUGGACUUGAAGACAAUAGUCUCAGAGCUCCAGUAGCAAGAGUUGCCUCUGCAGAAACAGCCAUGAGAGACUCCCAUGAGCAGCCAUUGGCGUCAACACAGAGCAACAGACUGGGACCAAAAGUGCUGGGUAGAUUAAAAGAAUUGAAAUCUACAGGCAGAGUCAGCUGUGCUUCAUCAAGUGACAGUAAAUAGCACUUUUAUCUAUGCUUUAGUAAUUCUUUCAUUAGUGCUGUAAAUACAUAUUCUGUUAAUAAGCACAACUAGAACAAUGCAAUGGACAGUGAAAUGCAGUGCCAGCUCAGGUACAGUAAACCUGCGGACUUUAGCAAAAUGCAGUGACAAGCCACCAGAUGGCAUUAAAUGUCUGACACAUGAAACUCAGCAACUGUACCUUCAGAAACAGAUUUCAUGAUCAAUAUUUGUAUGGGAUCUUUCUCUUU
Puntigrus tetrazona (Sumatra barb) is the source of this 2869-nucleotide messenger RNA. RefSeq names its product cilia and flagella associated protein 221 (gene cfap221). Gene Ontology annotation, cellular component: cilium. Gene Ontology annotation, biological process: cilium assembly; cilium movement. Lineage: Eukaryota; Metazoa; Chordata; Actinopteri; Cypriniformes; Cyprinidae. The coding region runs from base 30 to 2621 and encodes 863 amino acids. The record is from RefSeq and is a predicted model, not a curated record. The transcript has 24 exons.